Poecile atricapillus (Black-capped chickadee) is the source of this 2834-nucleotide messenger RNA. It is a transcript of the gene TRAM2, whose product is annotated as translocation associated membrane protein 2. Gene Ontology annotation, cellular component: endoplasmic reticulum membrane. The coding region runs from base 132 to 1265 and encodes 377 amino acids. The transcript is spliced from 11 exons. The record is from RefSeq and is a predicted model, not a curated record. Gene Ontology annotation, biological process: protein insertion into ER membrane; SRP-dependent cotranslational protein targeting to membrane, translocation. Lineage: Eukaryota; Metazoa; Chordata; Aves; Passeriformes; Paridae.
CGGUGCCGGGGCCGAGCGGAGCCGGGCGGGCGCGGGGAGGGCUCAGGCGGCGGCGCCUGCGCGGGGCCAUCGCGGCGCUCCGCGAAGUUCCGCGGGGCCCGGGGAAGUUUGGGCUCGGCUCGGCCCCGGCCAUGGCCUUCCGCCGGCGGGCCAAGAGCCACCCGCUCUUCAGCCAGGAGUUCCUCAUCCACAAUCACGCCGACAUCGGCUUCUGCCUGGUGCUCAGCGUCCUCAUCGCCCUCAUGUUCGAGGUCACAGCCAAGACUGCCUUCCUGUUCAUCUUACCUCAGUAUAAUGUUAGUGUGCCUACAGCAGAUGGGGAGCUGGUCCAGUAUCACUAUGGGCUGAAGGAUCUGGUCACCAUCCUCUUCUACAUCUUCAUCGCCAUCAUCCUGCAUGCAGUGGUGCAGGAAUACGCCCUGGAUAAAAUCAACAGGCGUCUGCAUCUCUCCAAGGUCAAACACAGCAAGUUCAAUGAGUCAGGGCAGCUGGUUGCCUUCCACCUCACCUCUGUCAUCUGGUGCUUGUACGUCGUGGUGACGGAAGGAUACAUUUCAAACCCCCGGAGUCUGUGGGAAAACUACCCGCAUGUUUAUCUGCCGUACCAGGUGAAGUUUUUCUACCUGUGCCAGUUGGCAUACUGGCUGCACGCCCUGCCCGAGCUCUACUUCCAAAAGGUCCGCAAGGAGGAGAUCCCCCGGCAGCUGCGCUGCAUCUCACUCUACCUGCUGCACAUCGCUGGUGCCUACCUGCUCAACUUAACCCGCUUGGGGCUGAUCCUCUUGCUGUUGCAGUACUUGGCUGAGUUCUUCUUCCACAUGGCGCGGCUGGUUUACUUCACGGACGAGAACAACGAGAAGCUGUUUAACGUCUGGGCCGUCGUGUUUGUGGUCACCAGGCUCUUCACCCUCACCUUGUACAUCCUGGUCAUCGGCUUCGGGCUGCCACGUGUGGAGAGCCAGACCCUGGACCCUGAGAGAGGAAACUUCUUCAGCUUCCUCUUCAACAACAUUCUCUUCAGAAUGAGUGUGCUGCUGUUGGUGUGCCUCUUCCAGGCCUCGGUGAUGUGGCGCUUCAUCCACUUCCAGCUGCGGCGCUGGAGGGAGUACUGGAACGAGCAGAGCAGUCGGAAGCGAGCCGCCGCCCCUGCUGGCACCAAGCAGCAAACCAAGCUGCUCAAGAGGGACUCGGGUUACCAUGAGAACGGAGUGGUGAAAGCAGAGAACGGAACCUCACCUCGCACCAAGAAGCUCAAGUCUCCGUAGAAGCCAAGGGUUGUCUCCUGGGGAGGAGGGCGAGAUACCAGGACUGAGCAGCCCCUCCUCCUGCUCCUCACGAGCGGCAUCUUGAAAGGCUCGGAAUCAUCUUCCCAAGGUGUCUCUCGCUCUCCUCCCUUCCUUUCUUGCUCUCGUGAACUGUUUGCAAUAAAACCAAAAAGGCCCCUUUCCCCUUCUCCCAUCCCCCCUCAUAGGAACCCUUUCCAUCCCUCCUGGUUUUGCCUUUCCUCUGUUUGAUCGUAAACCAGUGUGCAAUUUUUUUUUUUUUUUUGUUUCUAUUUUAGUGUUUGGUUAUUUUCAUUAAUGGUUACAAAUGUGUCAUAGAUGGUUCCAAACAAUCCUUUUUUCUCCUACAGCAUGUUCCUCCCCUCUCUUCAUGGUGCUUCCCUGAGCCCCUGGGACAGGGCCACGACAGCUUGAAGGCACCAAAUGUGUGUUAUGGGAUCAGAUUCCUGGGGGAAUGUGCUGGGGCUGUGAGAUCUGAGGCUCAGGGGUGCUCUCAGGUGAGAUUGGGCACAUCUGGCCAGCGCUCAGCAGGAUGGUGAUGCUGCAAAGAGAGACCAGGGUCUGAUGGAGGAAGCUCAACCCUGUUUUGUCUCUUGGUGGACCUCCAGUUAACUGGGGUUUUCUGAACCCUGCUUUUGAGAAUUUUCAAGAGCUGGGCAGCAGAGAAUGGAGAGAACUUUCCUCUUCAUAUGGAAGGUCCACCUCCCAGCCUUUGCUCACCCCAGCUGGGUUUCUCUUGGUUGUCCAUAGUUACUCUGGGCCUCCCAGCCCCAAGAGCUGGGCCCAGGGCUCUGCAGCUCUCAGUAUUUUGCUAUGGGGCAGCAGCAUCCUCAGUUCCAUGUGAAUCCUUGAGGCCUGCCCUGCUCUGAGUGCUGGCCUGGCUCCUGUCAGCCCAGGCCCUUUGCCAGCUUGUCUGUGCCUCGUGGAUCUGGUGUUCUUGUUGCUCGUGACCACAUCCAGGUGACAAACUGAUUGCUGCAAAGGGUUUUUGCAUCAGUGGGACUGUGCCCCUCAUGCUGUCACCUCAGCCUUCCUCAUCCCUACCACACCAGUCCAGCCGUGCCAUCGGCAGCCACCAGCUUCACUCUUUGUUUCCAAAGGAUACAGCUCUUGUAUCCACCCAAGGUGCUAUCAAAUCCAGGGCUUCUUCCAAAAAUCCUAGCCCCUCCAUCCCUUUCUGAGCUGUGAAUGAGAUGACAGGGAGGGAAGGGGAAGGAGGCCGGGGCUGCAAGGAGCAGCUUGAAUUUUAGGAAAAGCCUGGCUUGUGACAUGUAGCUGUUGGCAGAUGGAAUUGUCUCAAAUCUACCUCAGAGGCCAUCUGUUGCUGCAGACCACUUCCCCCUCUUGCUCCUGCCCGCUGCCACCUCCACGUGCUGGCAGGAGAUUUUGUGGAAAGCCACAUCCCACCGGACUGAUCUCUUGCUGACUCUGCUGGGGAGCAGCACCUGCGUGGGGUUUCGUGGGUCAGUGCCAUCUCACUGGGCUUCUUUUUGGGGUGCUGUGCCAGGCUAGGUUGGGCAGGUGAGCAGUAGUGGCACCUCUGUCCCCACA